CCUUUCCUUUCUUCCACUUCGUUUCAUUUUUACCCAACUCAUUUUCCUCUUUUCUUCUCCAUUUUCAUUCCACUAAAUUUUCCAUUUCCAAUUCCUUUUCCCUCAUGAGAGAGAAAAGAAUUCCGGCCAUGAUUCCUCUUGAGCCGUUAGACGCGGCCGGAAUCCAAAUCCCUUACCAUUUCCGAUGCCCCAUUUCUCUCGAAUUAAUGCAAGACCCUGUUACCGUCUGUACCGGUCAAACCUACGACCGCUCAAGCAUCGAAGCCUGGGUUGCCACCGGUAAUACCACGUGUCCGGUCACCCGUGUCCCACUUUCCGACUUCUCUUUAAUUCCAAAUCACACCCUUCGUCGUCUUAUCCAAGAAUGGUGCGUUUCGAAUCGCUCAUUUGGCGUCGAGCGAAUUCCGACUCCUAAACAACCGGCUGACCCGUCGCUAAUCCGGUCUUUGUUAAACCAAGCUUCUUCCGGGUCAAACCCGGUUCACAAUCGGGUUACCGCUUUGCGUCGGCUUAGAGGAUUCGCUCGUGACUCGGAGAAGAAUCGGUCGUUAAUUGCUGCUCUUAACGCGAAAGAUGUGCUAGUUUCUGUUUUGUUUAACUCGGAUGAAUCAUCGGAUUCGUCCGAGUUAAAGCACGAGUCGUUAGCUCUCCUCGCUAUUUUCCCUCCAUCGGAUAUUGUUUGCACUUCGAUUGCUUCCGACCCUGACCGAGUCGGGUACUUGGUAAGCUUGCUGUUUCACCCGUCGUCAAUCGACGUCCGAGUCAACUCGGCCGCGUUGAUCGAGUCGGUAAUUGCCGGAACUAAGUCAACAGAUCUCAGAUCAUUUAUUUGCACCUCUGAUGAAAUUUAUGUUGGGGUAAUCUCGAUUCUUACAAACCCAAUUCCUUCCCCACGCGCCCUAAAAAUUGGUGUCAAAACGCUCUUCGCGCUGUGUUUAAGUAAGCAGCACCGCCAUAAAGCAGUGUCUGCUGGCGCGGUGAACGCGCUCAUCACGCGCCUCACAGAGCUCGAUAAAUGCGACUGUGAGCGCGCGCUUGCCACCGUGGAACUCCUCUGUAGGAUCCCACAGGGGUGUGCCGCGUUUGGGGCACACGCGCUUACGGUCCCGCUAUUGGUGAAAACUAUACUUAAGAUAUCUGAUAGGGCGACGGAGUACGCUGCUGGCGCGUUGUUGGCACUCGCUUCCACGUCAGAGAGGUUGCAAAGGGAGGCGGUCAACGCUGGAGUUUUGACUCAGCUUUUGUUGUUGGUGCAAAGCGAUUGUACUGAACGCGCUAAAAGAAAGGCUCAAAUGUUGUUGAAAUUACUUCGUGAUUCUUGGCCAGAGGAUAGUAUGGGAAAUUACUCGGAUGAUUUUAAUUGCAGCGACGUCGUUCCGUUUUGAAAUUGAGAUUUUUUUUUUUGAGGGAGGAUUUUUAUUUAUUGGAUUAUUAUUUUUGAUUAGGUGUAUUUUUAAAUUAUUGGAUUGAUGGUGGAUAGAAAAAAAAAAUUGGGAGAGAAUUGGGUAGAUUUUAGAUGGAUGUAGGGGAUGGUACAGAUGUGGUUAUUAGUUUUUUUUUUUUGGUGUAUGUAAUUUUAUUUUUUCACGUCUUAGAAAAAAAAAUUGUAUCUAUAUUGUAUUUUUGCUUAUUAAAAGUGUCCCAGGUAACCUUAAUCAAAAGAAUUUGAAAGAAUUAUCUACAAA
Chenopodium quinoa (quinoa) is the source of this 1685-nucleotide messenger RNA. RefSeq names its product U-box domain-containing protein 26-like. Lineage: Eukaryota; Viridiplantae; Streptophyta; Magnoliopsida; Caryophyllales; Amaranthaceae. The transcript has a single exon. Gene Ontology annotation, molecular function: ubiquitin protein ligase activity. The record is from RefSeq and is a predicted model, not a curated record. Bases 105 to 1385 code for a protein of 426 amino acids. Gene Ontology annotation, biological process: protein ubiquitination.